Molecule: messenger RNA, 3727 nt
Organism: Megachile rotundata (alfalfa leafcutting bee)
Lineage: Eukaryota; Metazoa; Arthropoda; Insecta; Hymenoptera; Megachilidae
Gene: mew
Product: multiple edematous wings
Biological process (GO): cell-cell adhesion; cell-matrix adhesion; cell adhesion mediated by integrin
Cellular component (GO): external side of plasma membrane; integrin complex
Molecular function (GO): integrin binding
Source: RefSeq, a predicted model, not a curated record
CUUCUGAUUAUUCUUAGUGCGUUGAUUGCGUGGGUGGAUCCUAAGAAUUGUGUGCAUAUUUGAAAGGUGUGGAUGAAUGGUACAGCGAUAAAUCGAAAAAGAUCUAUAAAAAUAAUUUUAUGGAUAAAAAUAUAAAUUGGACGUGAAAUUUUUACAAAUAUCAUAAUCACAUUUAACUAUUUACAUGUGGAAAAGCAAUUAAUGUUAAUAAAAAAUGAAAAAUUAUCUUUUAAUUUGUUUUAUUUUGAAUAUAUACUUAGGACACACUUUUAACUUAGAACCAAGAAUACCUAUCAUAAAAAAAGGAUUAAGUGGUUCUUAUUUUGGCUAUUCUGUAGCUGAACAUCAAGAAAUUUCUGAUGAUAACAAAGAAAAACCAAAAAGCUGGAUGUUAGUUGGUGCUCCUUUAGACCAAAAUAAACAACCAGCAACUAAUAGGUCUGGUGCAUUAUGGCAAUGUCCUUUGACAACACACAAAAUGGAUUGUACUCAAGUGAUCACAGAUGGACGACUAACAGAAGAAGGGGGUCUGUAUAAUACAAGCUUUGAAUCUGAUGACUUAGUACCACCAGGUAAUGAUGAAAUCAAAGAUAAUCAAUGGUUGGGAGUAACAGUGCGUAGUCAAGGUAUUGGUGGCAAAGUAAUGGUUUGUGCACACAGACAUAUUGUAAAAACAGCAGAUUCGCAAUGGGGACAAGGGCAGUGUUACAUAUUAACACAAGACUUAAAAUACCAAGAUUUAAAAAAGCCUUGUUCUGGAAAACCUACCAACAAAGCUCAUGAACAAUUUGGGUAUUGUCAAGCUGGAACCAGUGGUGUACUAACUUCGGAAGAUCGUGUUGUUAUUGGUACUCCAGGUCCACAUACGUGGAGAGGAACUCUAUACCUCUUCACUAUUUCAGAUGAAUUUUUAACUAGAGAUAACACUGUUUAUAAUGCUCCAAUGCAAGAUGCCUCUCCUGUCAGUAAAUAUAGCUAUUUAGGGAUGUCAGUUGCAGUCGGUAAUUUCUUUGGUACUGGAUUAGCUUAUGCUGCUGGAGCCCCACGUUCAAAUGGUACUGGUCAAGUUGUGUUACUUACAAGACGUGAAUUAAAACCAGAUAUGGAUGUUGCUUUUAUUUUGGAUGGUGAACAGUUUGCCUCAAGCUUUGGGUAUGAAAUAACUUCGGCAGAUGUUAACGGAGACAGAAUUACUGAUCUUAUUGUAGCAGCACCCUUUUACUUUAGUAAGAUAGAAGGUGGUGCUGUAUACGUGUAUACAUCAUUACAGAAAACUUAUCAGGAAGGUGAAAAAAGUAAACCUGUUAAACUUGUUGGGCGUGAAGAAUCAAGAUUUGGGUUUGCUUUGACAAAUCUGGGAGACUUAAAUAAAGAUGGAUAUGAAGAUAUUGCUAUUGGAGCACCUUAUGAAAAGAAAGGAACUAUAUACAUAUACCUUGGUUCAAAAAAUGGAAUAAUUACAACUCCUUCACAGGUAAUACAUGCUGAAGAUAUGCCUGAACCAUUACAAACAUUCGGUUAUUCAUUAAGCGGUGGAAUUGAUAUGGAUCAAAAUGGAUACUCUGACUUAUUAGUUGGUGCUUAUGAGAACGAUGCUGUAGCACUUCUUCGAUCAAGGAAAAUAAUUGAUAUAACUACUUAUAUUCGGUACUUAAAAAAAGAUGGCACUUAUCAAGAAAAGAUAGAACCUAUUGAUCCAAACAAACUCGAUUGUCCAGUAGAUUCAAGUUCAAAUCAUACAUGCUUUUCAUUUGAAGCUUGUUGCAAAACUGAAUCCCUUGUAAAGAAUGAAGACAUGCAAAAUUUAAAACUAAAUUAUUAUAUUGAAGCUGAAACAUAUACUGGUGUUAAAAAAUUCUCUCGAGUUUGGUUUGGUGCUGGAAAUUCACGUUUACAUUAUGUAAAUCGUACUGUUAUAUUAGACAUGACAAAAUUGGAACACUGCCAGAAAGAAACAGUUUAUUUAAAGGAAAAUACACGCGAUAUUCAAUCGCCUAUUAAAUUUCGUUUAAACUAUUCCUUAAUACAAGAAGAACCGAUUAUGCCUGAGCAAGGUGAACCUUUACCUGACAUAAAAAAUUUUCCUAUAUUAAACCAACAAGAAGCUGCUCGUGUAUUUGAUGCAACCUUUCAAAAAGAUUGUGGUAAUAAUGAUAUUUGUGAAAGUGAUUUACAAGUUCUAGCACGACUAAAUUUAUCAGCUUCUUCUGUGAAACAAAAUUUCUACGAACUCCUGCUAGGUGAAGUAGAAGAAGUUGUAGUGGAUGUAAAUGUAUCUAAUGUUGGAGAAUCUGCAUACGAGGCACAAUUAUUUAUUAUACAUUCUUCAAGCUUAAACUAUAUUGCUAGUAAAAGCAAUGAUUCUAUAAGUUGCAAUAUACAUAAUAGUAGCUUAGUAGCAUGUUCUAUCGGAAACCCAUUCAAGAAAGAUAAAUUGGUAAAUAUACAAGUAAGAUUUGACCCUAAAGGAUUAGAAGAUAAUAAGUCGCAAUUGGAAUUUGUAAUAUUUGCAAAUUCGACUUCAAAAGAAAUGAAAGACAAAGAACCUGUAACAUUACAAGCAAUGGUGUUGAAACGAGCUGAAUUAUCAAUUAAAGGGACCACGAAAAUUCAGUCGCCCUAUUAUGGUGGACCAGUUAUAGGAGAGUCAGCUAUAAAACAUUUAAAUGAAGUAGGGCCUAAAGUUUCUUAUAUUUAUGAAGUAUUUAAUGAAGGUCCAUGGCGAGUAAGUAGCUUAGAAGUACGUAUUUCAUGGCCUUAUGAAGUCGCAAAUGAUAAAGCCCAUGGUAAAUGGCUUUUAUACUUAGAAGAACUGCCAACUAUACAAGUAUCAGGUGCUGGUGAAUGUAUACUACCACCAGGACAUGUGGUAAAUCCAUUAAAGUUGCAGAAUAAUAUCAAUGAUGAUAUUGAUGUUUUCCAGUCUACACUGUCUACUCCUACGUUACAUAAUCAUACGAAUCACAUGAGAACGAAACGUGAUACCGAAAAAGUUGUUAAUACACGAACUAUUAUUGGUAAAGAUGGCCAUAGACGUCAAGUCGUUUCAAUGAACUGUAAAGCUGGAACUGCAAAAUGCUUUGAUAUUACAUGUUUCAUAUAUAAUUUACAAAGGAAACAACAUGCUUCCAUAACUGUUAAAGCAAGAUUGUGGAAUUCUACUUUAGUAGAAGAUUAUCCAAAAGUAGAUGAAGUAAGAAUAGGUUCUAAUGCAAAAAUAGUUAUUCCACCCAAUAUUGUGAUACAACAAGAAAAUUUGAAAGAUGAUUAUGCAAUUGCUGAAAUAAUUGUAUAUCCUAACCCUCUUGAUCACCAAGAUGAACCAGUUCCAAUUUGGGUAAUCACAAUAGCAGUAGUAGCAGGUUUGGUACUACUUAUUCUACUUACUUUAGUUCUUCGAAAAUUGGGAUUCUUUAAAAGGCGACGACCAGAUCCCACAUUGUCAGGAAAUCUUGAAAAGCACAAAGAUGAUAAUCCAGAAAGUGAAGCAUUAUUCAAACGCUAAACGCCACAACACAAAUACUUAAAUUGUCAUAUUUACUUAUGCUUGAAGUACUUAUAGUAAACAAUAUUAAAAUAUUAAGCACCUAGAAGGAAAGAAAUAUACCGUGUAACAUUUAAGUAUUUAAAUGCAAAAAGUUUUGUAUCCAUAUUGUGAUAUGUUAACUUAUCCGUAGCUAUUUAUGUUGCUGUUAAGAAAAACAUAAAAUGUCAGCUCUUCCAGAUU